CCAUGUGGGUAGAUGCACCAAAAAACCAAUGAGGAGAUGGGAGAGGCAGGACUUUCAGCGCGUUGAGAGUCACAACGAGUUCUAGUUUUGCGCCUGGCCACGUAGACGCUCAUUGACGCGCACAAGCAAUACUGACCCUGACCGCAAGGUUGACUGGUCACUAGGGUCCAUGCAUUCCAACUGCAAAGGACUCUGGGAGAGUUGCAGAGAACCCAGUUUCAAUCAGGAGCUGCUGUGAGGUAUCCAUGGGGACCAGGAGGGUGCUGGUGACAGGCUGUUCCUCUGGGAUCGGGCUGGCUGUGGCUGUAGGACUCAAAGUGGUUGCCACCAUGAGAGACCUAGGAAAGCGGGAGCCCCAGGAGAGAGAGGCUGGGGACACCCUGAACAGAUCCCUGGAGAUCAGACAGCUGGAUGCCUGCUGUGAAGACUCCAUCAGAGAGUGUGUGGACAGCCUGCAAGACAGACGGGUGGAUGUACUCGUGAGUAAUGCAGGUGUAGGCAUGAUUGGGCCGUUGGAGUGCCAAAGUGUGUCUGAAAUGCAGGAGCUCUUCGACACCAACUUCUUUGGCUUGGUGCGGCUGGUGAAGGAGGUCCUGCCUGAUAUGAAGCAGCGUCAAAGCGGACAUAUUGUGGUAAUGAGCAGCAUCAUGGGCAUUCAGGGGCUACUCUUCAAUGAUGUCUACUCUGCUUCAAAGUUUGCUGUGGAGGGGUUCUGUGAGAGUCUAGCAGUACAAGCCAUGAAGUUCAAUGUGAAGAUGAUUCUAGUGGAGCCUGGUCCGGUGGGGACAGAGUUUGAGAGGAAGGUGUACGAGGACGCUGAGAAGAUGGACCUCGCGAGGGCAGACGAGGAGACUGCUAGGAUCUUCCGUGAGCUCUACCUGCCCUACUCUAGGAAGGUGUUCAACUCCCUCGCACAGACACCUGAGGAAAUAGCAGAGCCAAACACUUCAACUGAUCACAGCGAAGGAGCCUCCGUUUCGCCACCAGACCAACCGCGUGUACAUGCCCAUGACUGCCCUGAAGCACGCAGACCCUACCGGUCGUCUACCCCUGGACACCUUCUAUAAGAUGCUCUUCAAGCACGACAGUCUAUUCACUGCCAGUCUGGGGCUGCUGCACAUGUUGCAGAAGAGGACGGGUAUUUUGUAUCGAUGGGAGUAUUUCCCGUGUGCCUUGUAUUUUCCAGUGCGCCUGUUUUGUGCCCUGGAGUGUGUUUGAUGCAUUUCUGCGUAAA
Coregonus clupeaformis (lake whitefish) is the source of this 1234-nucleotide messenger RNA. Its product is annotated as retinol dehydrogenase 8-like. The record is from RefSeq and is a predicted model, not a curated record. Gene Ontology annotation, molecular function: oxidoreductase activity. The coding region runs from base 246 to 1067 and encodes 273 amino acids. NCBI's taxonomy places the organism in Eukaryota, Metazoa, Chordata, Actinopteri, Salmoniformes, Salmonidae. The transcript has 7 exons.